Molecule: messenger RNA, 4375 nt
Organism: Limulus polyphemus (Atlantic horseshoe crab)
Lineage: Eukaryota; Metazoa; Arthropoda; Merostomata; Xiphosura; Limulidae
Product: tetratricopeptide repeat protein 28-like
Exons: 2
Coding region: 499-4176 (1225 amino acids)
Molecular function (GO): protein binding
Source: RefSeq, a predicted model, not a curated record
AAAACAGUGUACGUUUUCAGGAAACGAGAAACUUUCGUUAACAUAAAUCUCUCGUAGCUUCGUUCUAUGCUUAAUGUAAUAUCGUUUUGAAAGAAACGGAUACAUAUCAACCUAAUAAGUAUGAGAAUCGUAGCUCAGCAGAAGCGAACACGGAAGUUUUGUUUAAAUACAGACCAACCAAUAAGGAUCGGACGUUCAGUUCAGGGUACAUGAACACUGAAAUUUCGAGUUCUGUAGCCAGUAGUAGUAAGUCGGGUUUUAGUCGUCAGUGUGUUGUUGGUUUAGUACUCUUUACGUAAGGGAAGUUUCAGGUUCAAAUCAAAGAAAGUAAAAUAUAUUGUCAUAUAUACGUAUCCGUGUAGUGUUAGAAGGCAGUGCAUAUGUUUCGCAUAUAAAACAGCACAACUUUAAAAUUCUUUUCGAAUACCCGCAGAACUUUCAUCUUACUCAAGUUUGUUUGGUCUUCAGAAGCUAGUCUGAAGUAGUGACUGAUUUAAGAUGUCUAACGAUGACGUACUGAUGAGCGUAGCCCUCGAUACCUGUAAAACACUAUUUGUUACAAUCAGUUUGUACGUAAAGUAUCUAAACAAACUAAUAAGUACCUUGGACGUUAUCAGAAAGAUAUCAAUAAGUGAUAAAAGUUGGCAUGAUGCCUUGGAGAACGUCCCUUUGGAAAGACGGUCAUUUUACCAAGGAAGAACCAUUUUUGAAUCUGUCAAACAGGUGCUGGUGUCAGUGACGUCGUGGGAGGGUUACCUAAAGACUGCAGUUGAAAUGCAACAGGAACGACAGGUAAACUUAGGCAUAGGCUUUCCGUGUGGGAAGACAGGACAGCAGAGUUUAUCCUUGUCAGUAGCUAUGGAAGACUGGGAAAAGUCAACAGAAACAAUUUCAGAAGUUCUCGCUCAGUGUACAUGUAGACCAGAAUUGGAGGCUUUAAUAUUAGAUGAAGAUUAUCAACUUCUGGAAACUUCCAGCGAAAAUUAUGCGAUUAUUUUCCAAGGAUGUGUUUCAGCUCUCGAAGCCACGAGUGCCUGGAUUUCAUUUGCAACUGCCUUGGCAGAAGUUAAAGAAAGUCAUUUCCGAGAUAAAAAUGUGCCAGAUCAGGAGUGCUCUUCAAAAGCGUCAACUUUGAUUGGGGAAAUGUCACGGCUGCUGCAAACACAGAAAGAAAAAAAUUCCCAUUUCCAACUUAAGAAACUCAUAGACAAAUCUUUAAUUUUGAAAAGAUGUGCUGAAAAUAAGAACUCUUUACAAAGUGGUAGUCCUUUUAAAAAAAUGAUGCAGCAUCCAAAAUUUCAAAAUGUAGUGAAGGACGUAGAAUUGUUUAUGAAAUACAUUUAUGAUGUGAUUAAGGAUUUAAAAUGUCGGGAUAUAAAUUUUAAUUUUGAAGAAGAACUACAGACAGCAUCAGAAAAACAGGAAUUUUUUGAAGAGCUGUCGGAUAUCAAUCUUCCGAUAGCUGCAGAUAUGUUAGACAAGAUAAUGAAACAGGUUAAUGACGAUUGGGAGAGACUCCUGUAUCUUCAGGUUCGAUUUGAAAUUGCCAUGAGGUAUGAUGGCAGCCAAGUAGCGCGAGGGAUUGGAGAAGAAAUGUACCGUUUAGCCAAAGAUAUUCACGAAGGUAAGAUACAAGUUGAAAAUAGCGAAUACUCUAAACGUUUAGCCAUUUCCUAUCAUAUUUUGGCGUGCAUGAACUGUUCUGUUGUAAUAGAUCAGACGCAGUAUAGGCGAGAGUUAUUGGAGGCGAAGCGCUACCUAGAAGAAGCUGCAGAAAUAGCACUUUGUGAAGGAACAGAAAGAGAUAAGACACUUUUAUAUUUCGCUAGAGAGAGUUAUGUCGAUUUUAAAAGAUUUUAUAACAAUGUUAUUAAUCCUCAAAGAAGUGAUAAGCGGACCAAGAAUCACAAAACAUUGAUUAAACAUCUUGUGGGUAAGUUUUACAGGCAGGUAGAUAGGCAUAGUGUUUACAAGAGUGCUGUUCAUCCAGGAAGUUUUCUUCAAGAUACAUUAGAUGUUGCUGAAGAAGAAAAAGAUGCAAGAGCUAUGGCUAGCGCUCGUAUACAACUUGCACAGACGUAUGAAGGAGAGGGAAGGUAUUCCGAGGCUUUGGAGAAUAUUUUAAAAUCGGUAAUGUAUAUGUUGAUGACUGGUGACCUUGCAGCUCUUUUGACAGUGUUUCCGUUUUUGAUCAACACACACAACAAUCUUGGAAAUAUUGAAGACGUUUUGAAGUAUUGCCUUAUUGUAGAUGAGAUAGCCACAAAAACAGAUUUUGGAUUUGAUGCGUGCAUUUUAUUAACUUCAAUUGCCAGUCCUGCUUUAUACAGAUUAGGAUUUCAUGUGGAAGCAAACGACCUCUGGAUGUAUUUUGUGCAAGCAAUUAGAAACCAGGUCGAUAAAUACUUCGGCAUUGCUACCGGAUUUGAAGCACUUGGAAGGUAUGAAGAAGCCUUGAAAUAUUUACAAAGAUACAAACCGUACAUUGAUGUGACAAACAGAGGUUCCAGGGACGAGUUAUUUCACCUUGCAUUGUUAUUUACAAAGAACAACGAUUUGAAAAGUGCUGAAAGAUGUCUGAAGAGUGUGAUAUCUAGACAAGAAAACUUCAGACCAAAAUUAGGUCAACAGGAUAUUUCCAGUCUUGCAAGUUUUGAAACAGACAUACUUAUACGUUAUGAAUUCCUACAAGAACUCCUGAUUGAAAAUAACCAAUAUUUAGAAGCCUUGGUGAAGGUUGAAUUUUCAAGAGGUCGAUCCAUCACUGAUUUGAUGCAACAAAAUGUGUUAGGAAAUGAAAGAAUUUCUCAAAUAUAUUCAAAAUGGGCUUCGAGUUACGAUUCAGAGGAAGUUAAAGUAACCACAGAAAUCUUGGAUGAGUUCCUUAAGGCUGCAGACAAGUUUCAAACAAACUUUAUUGUGUAUUCUCUUAUACAAAAUAGUGUCUUUAUAACAAGACAAAGUGCCCCAAAGACUGUCUGGAUUUGUAUCUGGUUGGUAAAGUGCAAAGGAAGCUCUUGUCAAGAUACCCAAAGAAUCGUUUUUAGGACAUCAUUUGUGGACCUAGAUACACUUCCUAUUGAACCUCAUAGCAUUGGAGGAUUGUUUCGCGAAUUGGCUCAUCGUUUACGUGGAUUAUCUGUUUAUCCAGAGGGAAUAAAAGACACAACUAAUUUAUUUGAUCAAUUCUCCCAAGAAAGAGAAAGUACAGAAAGAUCUACAGGCAUGGAAAGGAUCACUCUAAGUGAUGAAGUAUCGGACAUAUCUCGAAUCCUGUAUGACUUGUGUAUUGAACCAAUUGCCAGUUCUCUUCCCAUGGCUCAUGGUGACGCUCCUCUGUCAAUCACCAUAAUUCCCGACCGUUUCCUUUGUGACAUUCCUUUCUGCGCAUUGAAAAGUUCAAGUGGGCAUUUUCUUAUUGAAACUUGUACCAUUUCUUAUGCUCCCAGUCUUCUUGGUUUUUUAAUGCUAGAUGAACGUUUUCAAUAUCUAAAGGAAAAGCAAAAUACCACUAAUGAAAAAUUACGCGUUGCAGCUUUUGGAAAUGCUGUCACGAAAGAACUCCAAGAUUUGCCGUCGUCAGAAAAGGAAAUUUCGUGUAUUGAAAAAAUAUUCGAAGAGCAUUUAUGCUCAACGUUUUUACAGCACGAGGCAAAAAAGGAUAUUUUGAUGAAGCAUCUUGACCGUUGUGAUGUGCUACACAUUGCUACGCAUGCAAGCUCUGUAGUUUAUAAAGGUCUUGGUGAGUUUUCCUAUGGAAGUUCCAUUUACCUAACCCCCUCAGAUCUUUCUUGCAGUGGAAUACUUACCGCUCAAGAAAUAAUGAAAUCAUCUAGCAAUUGCCUGUUCGUUUGUCUUAGUUGUUGUGAGACUGGAAAGGGAACUCCAACUUCUGACAUAUCUUUAGGCCUACAUCGAGCAUUUCUUGCGGCAGGGGCAUCCGCAGUAUUGAUGACUCGGUGGAGUAUUGCUGAUCGUUUUACCUCGGUGAUGAUGGACGUAUUUUACACCUACAUCAAAGAAGGUAUGACGAUAACAGCUGCAUUGCAGAGAGUGAUGUGUGAUAAUGUUAGAGCUGGUGUCUCACCAUCCUUAUGGUCAUGCUUCUCAUUCUAUGGAACGCCAAAUGCACUUAUUCUAAGCCCUGUUAGUGUAUGCAAUAAAUCUUUCGAAUAGAAUAUGUAGUGGACAAAUCGAAGAAAGAGUGCAAAACUUUUAUUACAUUUAGUACUUUACCUCAAAAGUGGUAACUUGUGUCAAAUUAUGAGUACAAACAUACUUCAAAAUGGUAAAUCAUCGAGCAAAGGUAAUGCUAUAUUUGAUAAUGAUAAUCAGUUAUAGCUCUUAAUAGGAAAUAAAAAGUGAAUAAAAUUCA